This is a messenger RNA of Rangifer tarandus platyrhynchus (Svalbard reindeer), 1008 nucleotides long. Lineage: Eukaryota; Metazoa; Chordata; Mammalia; Artiodactyla; Cervidae. The record is from the annotation of a GenBank genome assembly.
AUGGGCAGCGCCAGCCCAGGCCUGAGCCCCGGGCUGCCCGGCCGCCUUCUGCUGCCCCCAGACAGCGCGCUGCGGACAAGCCUGGAGAAGGCGGCCGCGGGGGGCACGGGGCCUGAGCGGCGGGACUGGAGCCCCAGCCCGCCUGCCACCCCCGAGCAGGGCCUGCCCACCUUCUACCUCUCCUACUUUGACAUGCUGUACCCCGAGGAUAGCAGCUGGGCGGUCAAGGGCCCCGGGGCCAGCGCGCGGGAGGAGCCGCCUGACGAGCCGGAGCAAUGCCCGGUCAUCGACAGCCAAGCCCCGGGGGGCAGCCUGGACCUGGCCCCGGGCGGGCUGACCCUGGAGGAGCACUCGCUGGAGCAGGUGCAGUCCAUGGUGGUGGGCGAGGUGCUCAAGGACAUCGAGACGGCCUGCAAGCUGCUCAACAUCACGGCAGACCCCGUGGACUGGAGCCCCGGCAACGUGCAGAAGUGGCUCCUGUGGACGGAACACCAGUACCGAUUGCCCCCCGUGGGCAAGGCCUUCCAGGAGCUGGGGGGCAAGGAGCUGUGUGCCAUGUCGGAGGAGCAGUUCCGCCAGCGUUCGCCCCUUGGCGGGGACGUGCUGCACGCCCAUCUGGACAUCUGGAAAUCAGCUGCCUGGAUGAAAGAGAGGACGUCCCCGGGGGCGAUUCACUUCUGCGCCUCGACCGGCGAGGAGAGCUGGACUGACAGCGAGGUGGAUUCGUCCUGCUCCGGGCAGCCCAUCCACCUCUGGCAGUUUCUCAAGGAGCUGCUGCUGAAGCCGCAUAGCUAUGGCCGCUUCAUCCGGUGGCUCAACAAGGAGAAGGGCAUCUUCAAAAUCGAGGACUCCGCGCAGGUGGCCCGGCUGUGGGGCAUCCGCAAGAACCGCCCCGCCAUGAACUACGACAAGCUGAGCCGCUCCAUCCGCCAGUAUUACAAGAAGGGCAUCAUCCGCAAGCCCGACAUCUCCCAGCGUCUGGUCUACCAGUUCGUGCACCCCAUCUGA